Molecule: messenger RNA, 1350 nt
Organism: Microsporum canis CBS 113480
Lineage: Eukaryota; Fungi; Ascomycota; Eurotiomycetes; Onygenales; Arthrodermataceae
Product: thyroid hormone receptor interactor 13
Exons: 9
Coding region: 1-1350 (449 amino acids)
Biological process (GO): meiotic recombination checkpoint signaling; reciprocal meiotic recombination
Cellular component (GO): nucleus; chromosome
Molecular function (GO): ATP binding; ATP hydrolysis activity
Source: RefSeq, a predicted model, not a curated record
AUGGGGCAAUCAACAGUAAAGGCGGUAAAUACGCCCAUACUCCACGUUGAGGCGAGAUUAAACAGCGUUGAUGGUGGUAUCGUCAUGCGGACUGAUAUUGUACGAGAUGAAAUUGCGAAAUGGCUUAUUGACAACUUUGCCGUGCUUAGUCUAGGACAGGAAAUAAAGACCUUUGGUGACGGGCCAUUCAUCCAAGGACUUCAUUCUAUGUAUCCGGAUUCAAUCAAGGUGAUAGAGUGUUCUGGAAAACAGAAUGAAAGCGAGGCUUUCCGCUUAGACAGCGUUAAUCUUGACGUCCAGGCGUAUCAGCUUCGCUCGAGUGAACCCGAUACGAAUCUGCCGCAGAACCAUGGCAAUGAAAAACAAGAGGAUGAAUGUUCCCCUCAAGCACGCGUAAUGUCCUUGCCAAACAGGGAGUUAGAUGGAAUUUGGGAAUCGCUUUUGUUCGACCAGCCGAUACAUUCAAACUUGCUACAUGCAAUUAGCCGGAUGCUCGGAUUUUCGUGGCGUAAACUUGAUUCUCGGACAAUCAUCUGGAACCGCCUUAUUCUCCUUUAUGGCCCUCCUGGAACAGGGAAGACAAGUCUUUGCCGUUCACUAGCCCAAAAACUGGCAAUCCGCCUUGGGAGGCAGUUUCCUCAGAGCAAAUUGGUCGAAAUCAAUGCUUACUCCCUGGGCAGUAAAUUCUUCAGCGAAAGUGGGAAACUCGUGGCCAAAAUGUUUGACAUUGUUGAAGGCAUGCUUGAGGAUGAACCGGAUACACUCGUUUGUGUCUUCAUCGACGAAGUAGAGACAAUGACUGCCCAGAGAGAACAGACAUUGAGUGGGAACGACCCCCUUGAUGCAAUGAGAGCUGUCAAUUCACUUCUUAUGGCAUUGGACCGAUUGAGGCACCAUCCUAAUGUAGUGGUACUUUGCACUAGCAACCUUCUUACUGCACUGGACUCCGCAUUCCUUGACCGAGUUGAUAUCAAGCAAUUUAUCCCACCACCAUCAGAAAUUGGGGUAUAUGAAAUCUUCAGAAGUUGUCUUGGAAGUUUGAAAACAGCGCUCAAGUACAUUGCUGAGCCUGCCGAUUCUCUUAUACUGCCAAGCUACGGCGAGACGCAGUUAUGGUAUCGGCUCUUCCCGGAAUCCAUCCCAAAACAGCUCGCUGAUAUCUCACAAAUGAGUGUUGGCCUUAGUGGGCGAUCUCUUCGACGGAUUCCAGCGCUGUCGCUUGUCCUUUACACUAGCUAUGAGGUUUGUACUGUUGACCAGGCAUUGGCAGCGUUGAGGCGCGGGGUAGAGGAGGAGCUAAAAGUAAAGCAAGAAGCAGGGAGAGGAAAUGCUAGCCUGGGAAACGGGUAA